AUCACCAGCAACAAGACAUCAGAUCAACUGCUUUAAAAAGACAAAGAUGUCGGGCACUCUUCCUGAGCCAAAACUGAAGAUUAUACUUGUUGGAUUGACUGGAGUUGGGAAGACUUCAGUCAUGAACACCCUUCUGGGAAUAGAGGAUCAAAAACAUGGACUUGACCCUUCCUCACAGACAACAGGGUGCAAGAUGGCGACAGCACAGCAUGGUGACCAAGAACUGGUUAUUAUCGAUACUCCGGGUGUGUAUAACACCGAGAAAACAGAAGAAGAGGUGAAGAAAGACAUCAUGGAAAGCAUCGCACAUGCUGCUCUCGAUGGUGGUCCUCAUGUCUUCCUGUUGGUGAUGCGGCCGGAUAGAUGUUCAGAGGAUGAAAAAGAAGCAGUGGAAAUCAUUCAGAAGAUCUUUGGUGAUGGGUUCAAAGACUACACUUUGGUCUUGUUUACCCGUGGAGGUAGACAUGUACCUACUUACAAAGAAGUGAAAAAGGAAAUGAAAUUCCUUAGGAAGUUCAUUCAUGGAGAUGAUUCUUUUCAUUCUUUUGAAUGUAAGAAUGUAAAUGGUGAAGAAAAGGAAAAGCAAGUGUCUGAUCUAGUGAAGAAGAUCAACAAUAUGGUUGCGAACAACAGCGAGCAAAACAAGCCGCGUUACACCAAUGAAAUGUUGAAAAAGGCACAGGAAAUCCAAAAGGAAAUGGAGAUGUCAGAACCUAAUGGCACAGAGGCAGAAAAGCUGUGUAAAACGGUUGAGAAGUUUGUUAGUGGGGUGGUGGGCGAGCCAUGGGUACGUUAUUUGAACAAGAUCGUUGACCGUGCCAUAGAAAAAUAUUGCUAAAUGUGCCUAAAAAUAAGCUGAAGAUUCACCAGAAUUUGAAAAGUUAUGAAACAGAGAAAUCAAAACGGUGAAAAAGUGAAUAAGGUGAAUUAAUCUAUUUUUUUAUUUAGCUUUUUUACAAUGAGUGAAUUAUUCUAUGAUCUGAACUAUUGCUGAAUAAUUGCUUGGUUUUCCCAAUACAUCAUGAAUUAUAGUCUAAUAAGGUUAAUUACAAUUAAAAGUAAAGGUACUUGUGUGAAGAAAAAGCAGAAGUGCCGGUACUCAGGCACUGAGUAUGUUUGUUACGCAACUUCAGUAACGUACAUAAUUAAAAUAUGUCAAUGUGGACUUUUGGUUUCAGACGGGACAGGAACAGCGUUUUCCUGGAUAAAAGUCCUGUGUUUGUUUGACCCAUCCACCCCGACCUCCCUACGUCACCUGGCAUUACCUGAAAUUCUUCAAGAAAACUUUGUUUUUC
Molecule: messenger RNA, 1295 nt
Organism: Sander lucioperca (pikeperch)
Lineage: Eukaryota; Metazoa; Chordata; Actinopteri; Perciformes; Percidae
Product: GTPase IMAP family member 4-like
Exons: 2
Coding region: 47-838 (263 amino acids)
Molecular function (GO): GTP binding
Source: RefSeq, a predicted model, not a curated record